AAUAAAACUUUUGCUUAACCAAGUUGAAUUUUGACUAAGUCAUGCAUUCAUUAUCUUCAUACUUCUAAAGCUUCUUGAUGAUUUUGGAACUUCUUCUUAUUUCUAGAAUUUCCUCGGUCAAGUUUACACUACUUUCAACAAGGCUUGCUUGAAGGAUCUACAAAAUUUUCUAGCUCAUCUGCUACUACAUUGGCCAAUAUUAAUUCUGUUCUCAUACUUAAUGGGACAAACUUCAAGGAUUGGAAACAUGUUGAUUUUUCUUGGCUGCAUGGAUCUAGACUUUGCUCUUCAGAUCGAGCAACCCACUCCUCUUACGGAAGAAAGUUCACCUCAUGAAAAGAGGAACUUUGAGAAGUGGGAUCGCUCAAAUCGCAUGAGUCUAAUAAUCAUUGAGCGCAGCAUUUCGGAAGCCUUUAGAGGUGCAGAUACCGAAGAGGUAUCUAAUGCCAAGGAGUUCCUUGCUGAAAUUGAGAAGCAUUUUGCGAAAAAUGAUAAGACUGAAACAAGCACUCUUUUGCAGAGCUUGAUUUCAUUGAAGUAUACAGGCAAGGGGAACAUAAGGAAGUACAUCAUGGAGAUGUCUCACAUUGCUUCAAAACUUAAAGGAAUACAGCUCGAGCUGUCUGAUGACUUGCUCGUCCAUUUGGUAUUGAUUUCGCUUCCUGCACAAUUUAGUCAAUUUAAGACCAGUUAUAAUUGCCAGAAGGAGAAAUGGUCUCUAAAUGAGCUCAUUUCAUAUUGUGUGCAAGAGGAAAAAAGGUUGAAACAAGAAAGGACUGAAAGUGCUCACUUGGCAAGAACUUCUAAAGAUAAGGGCAAGAAAAAGAGAAAGGAAUAUGAAGCUACUCAUAAGGGUCCAGCACAAAAGAAAAAGAAGAAAGACAAAGGAACUUGUUUCUUUUACAACAAAACUGGACAUGUGAAGAAUAAUUGUACCAAAUAUCGCGAUUGGCGUGCAAAGAAAGGGCUGCCUGAACUACCGAAAGCCAAAUGAUGGUGAAAGAUACAUCUAUGUGGGUGAUGGCAAAUCGGUGGAAGUUGAUGUAAUACGCACUUUUAGGUUGUUAUUAAGAACUGGCUAUUAUUUGGAUUUGAAAGACACUUUCGUUGUACCGUCUUUUAGACAAAAUUUAA
Messenger RNA from Olea europaea var. sylvestris, 1134 nucleotides. RefSeq lists its product as uncharacterized. The transcript has 3 exons. The coding region runs from base 221 to 994 and encodes 257 amino acids. Gene Ontology annotation, molecular function: nucleic acid binding; zinc ion binding. Lineage: Eukaryota; Viridiplantae; Streptophyta; Magnoliopsida; Lamiales; Oleaceae. The record is from RefSeq and is a predicted model, not a curated record.